CAGGAUGAGGCAUUUCGCGCCAGAAAUUCAAAGAGGUCAAAGUUGAGUCGCCCCUAAAACGAGGCAAACCGGAAACAGUCUGCAGCCCGGAAGUGAUUUCGUCAGCCCCAGCUCUCGAAAGGAAGGAACCAAAACAAAGGAUUUGAGAGCGUAUUUCUUGGCCGAUUCCGGACGUUUCUGCGAUGGCCACCGGCGGGGAACCGACUAUAGAAGCUCUUACGUGCUCCAUCUGCCUCGAGAUCUUUUUGAAGCCCGUAACGACGACCUGUGGCCACACGUUCUGUUCGUCGUGUAUCGCCCCCUGUCUGCAGCUUGCCUCCCCCAACUGCCCCCUGUGCAGGGUUGUGUUCGACCCGCAGAAGGCCAAGAAAAACUCUGCCAUCGACAAGCAGGUCAACAACACCAAGGGAAGCUGCAAGGGCUGUGGCAAAAAGAUGUCUCUGGCCAAGAUGCGUUCCCACAAUUCCUCCUGUUCCAAGCUGACUAAGACCAUGCCCAAGUUCUCUCCAGUGGCCCCCACUUCUCAGCCCAUUCCAAGCAAUGUGCCUAACCGCUCCACUUUCAUGUGCCCGUACUGUGGGCUGAAGAACCUGGACUGUUCCGCGCUGGUCAGGCACUGCAACGAUGCCCACCGGGACGACAAUAAACAAGUGGUGUGCCCUAUAUGUUCCUCCAUGCCAUGGGGAGACCCCAGCUUCAAGAGUGCUAACUUUAUCGGUCACCUGAAUGUCCGGCACAAGUUUGAAUAUGACACAUAUGUGGAUUUUGAAGCAGAUGAUGAUUCUAUGUUGGAGGAGGCCAUCAGAAGAUCCCUGUCUGAAUAGUAGUCCUGCAGUCUUACUAAUCAUGCAGGACUAGCAGCUGAAUGAUGACACACUGCCCAAUCCUGGCCUGUCCAACCACCCGGCAGCCUGGAUAGAGAUGUCAAACAGCAGGGCAGAGAGGAGAUCACGUCAACAGGACAACACAUCCUAUAUUAUAUACUUUAUUUAUCUUAUUGUACUUAACAUCAACUAAUUGCUCUUAACAUAUUGUGUAAAGUGUACUAACUUAAGUAUCCUGUAAAUCUCUAGACUAUGAUGAAUUUUGUUUAAUAUAUCCACGUAAGAAACACACUAAAUGCAAUCAAAUGCAUCUCACAUGUUGAGGAUAUUGUUGUUACAGUAUUGAACUAAGGCCAUGCUGACUUGAUUACAUGAUUGGAUGACAUCUGUGCGUGCAUCAGUUGUCUACAUUCUGUAAAUUACACAAAGAAGCUGCAAAUGGAGCAAUUAUUCUGUACAUUAUUGCAACGAAAUAUCGGAAAAUAGAUACUAAUGUCAUACAGUGCCUCUUUUCCUUUUGUAACGUACGGACUUUCUCGUAAACGUACUCCUUGCACAACAUGUAGUUGAAGCAAAGUUUUCUGAAGUCUUCCAAGAAAAUGGGAAAUAACAAAGAUAAAGAAUUUAUUGUUUGGUAUGCUAUACUCCGUACGUGCAAUCAUUGGUAAAACCUUUCUGACCACUUCUUAUUCAAAAUGAAGGUAACUUUUUUAGGGGGGGCAGCUUUAAUCAUCUUUGUACACAAAUCAAUUUUGCUGUGCCCAGAGGAUGUCAUCCAUAUAAUCAAAUCAGUAUGGCCAAACAAGUACCUUAAUCUGUUCUUAGGGACUUAAACAAGAUUUAGUCUGAAAUGUGUGCCUGCAUUUACUUCCCAGGGAUAGCUGUUGUUAUUGUAGAGUUAGCACAUGUACAUGACGUGUAUAUCAUGUUAAUAAGUGGUAUCAUAUUUUGUAUUGUUAGCCGUAUCCAUGUUGUAAAUAGAGCAAUACAAACAGCCAUAUAGAGUCAGAAAGGAUACAUGUAUACUGAUAUUUAGUGGUAUUGGACAGGUAUUGUUGUUGGAGGUUUGGUAUCUGACUUGUAUACUGUACUUAAGUAAAUGUGCUAGCAAUGAUUAAAGUUGUUAUCUAGGUCAAGAUGGGAAAUGAUGACCCAUGUGCACGUCCUAGGACUGUACUUACUGAUGAUUGCAAUAUUUUGAUGAGAAGCUUGUAAAAGUCACUAAAUAGUUGCACAGAAUGUUUCCUUUUUUCUUGGUGGCCAUGAGGUGAAAAGGAAAAGUUGCGGUUGUUAGUGGGACACCAUUUCUGAGCUGAAAUGUCCAGUUGACAACCGUAAGAAUUGGUAUGACUCACAAGUUUGAAUUCUGUCAGGCUCAACCUUUUAACCCUGUCCUUUCUGCCCAGCCACUUCAGUGUGCUAAUGGUUAAAAGCAAAUGAUUGACAUGUGACAUGGUCCAAGGUUAAAUCAUGCCAGGUUUACAAGUGACAAAAGAGUUCAUGCUGUAACAGUUUGUCAUACCUAUUACAAGAUAGUAGAUACAGAUACAAGCAUUCCUCCUUAAAUACUUUCCAAGUUAUGGUCCGGUUACAUUUGUCAUAAUUUGUCGUACAAUUGUUAUAUGCUCACAAACUGAGGACAUUCUUGGAAUAGUCGCAAGUGUCAAAAUGUUACAUAAAUGAAAAAUUUAACAGAGAAAAGCCUUGUUGGCGUUUGGUUCUGUCAUGGCCAAAAUUCCCAGCAGCGAAAUUGUAUGAUGGCGUACGACAAAUGUGAGCGUGCCAUUAUAUCAGUGAAUAGGGUAUGUGCAAAAUAAAUGGUCCCCAUAUAUUUAUCUGUUAUAUCCCAUAUGUCUUUAGUGUAUACUUUCAGCUUGAAUCCUAUACUACAAGACAUUCUAUUUUUAGAUGGGUUGGGUAAGAAAAGCCUUUGGUUCACAUUGCUUUUCUUCAUCUGAGUUGAUGUAAACAAAAACUAAUCUUGCCAAUAGAAUGUAUAAUGUGAUGCUAAAGUCUGUAAAUAGAUGGCAAGUAUUGUUUUAGAAAUACAUAUCUUGUCUGCCUUAUUCUUAAUAUGUAUUUCACACCUUCCAUUGAAGGCCAACUAAUUUAUAUGCAUUACUUCAGGACAAUAAUAGCUUUCGUGUUACAGUGAUAUGUAUUUAUCUAUCAUGUGAUAUAUCAACUAUUCUCAAUGAAUAGGUGUCAUGUCUUCUACAUAACUGCUGUAGUUAUCAUCAUGCACACUCACACUUAGAGUUUCUUCAAUGGCUACAUUGGCAAUUUAAGCUUUCUUCAUUUUCUCUAUAUCUAUAUCUCUAUAUGUAGAUGUGCAAACCUACUUUUGUUGCUUUCAUCAUUAUGUGCAUGGGAAACAUAGCUUCAUUGAAGUGGUAUGUACCGAAGUGCUGUAUUUUCUCUUAGACAAAAACUGUAUAGGGGGCAAUAAAACUUUAUGACGCCAUCCAUAUGGUCCAAAAAUCAUGUUAAAAUCCUUUCCUGCCCAGCUAUCAUUAUUCGUUAUGACUCCAUUCUUUCUAAAUUCAAAAAUGAGAAAACAUUGGAAGGUUUAAAUGCCAAUUUAGCCAGGAAGGAAACCGUAAGGAAAUGUAUUACUACAUCAUUGCUGUACUAAAAUCUUAGUUUGAUAUGUAUUGUAGUGACAACAUUGCCAAUAAAUGGGGACUAGAAUGUCAUGUAAA
Branchiostoma floridae (Florida lancelet) is the source of this 3526-nucleotide messenger RNA. Its product is annotated as E3 ubiquitin-protein ligase RNF166-like. The coding region runs from base 183 to 824 and encodes 213 amino acids. The transcript is spliced from 7 exons. Gene Ontology annotation, molecular function: ubiquitin protein ligase activity. Gene Ontology annotation, biological process: ubiquitin-dependent protein catabolic process; protein polyubiquitination. The record is from RefSeq and is a predicted model, not a curated record. Lineage: Eukaryota; Metazoa; Chordata; Leptocardii; Amphioxiformes; Branchiostomatidae.